AUGACCGCGGCCCUGCUGCGAGAAUACUCGGGUCUUUCUCCACAAGGCAAGGUGGAAUUCGACUCGUGCCACCAGCACCGGUUCGAAAAUGACAGGCGAGACGAAGAAGGGCGCUUGAUGGUCAUCCUGAGAAGCAAUGGGUAUACGAUGGAAGACGCCACAGGCCGCAGUAAGGUGGCCCUGUACCCGAAGGCCUCCUUGAUCAACCACUCGUGCCAGCCAAACGUUUUGAACGGCGAUGCAUCAGGAACUCGAAAGAUCAUUGCCAUGCGGGACAUCUUCCCGGGAGAAGAGAUUUCGACCACAUACAUUCCCUUACUGAUGGACACUCCCAAUCGCCAAGCUCGACUCCGCCAGUACGGAUUCGCCUGCACCUGCGAUGCUUGCCGGGCAUCAGGAUUGUCCGACCACCUGCGGAUCCAAGCUGGGAACAACCUGUCGGAGCUACAACAGGCUCUGACAGCGCCGAUUAUGAUGAAGGAUUCUGGGCUCCUGCUCCACCGAGCCGAAGACCUUGAAUCCUUCUUUGCAGCACAGGGGUUUGGUGAUUAUCUCGUCAAGACGACCCGCUUAGCCCUUCAGUAUGCCAUCCGAGUGCGCAACAGCACGGCUGCUAGGACUUGGGCAAGAAAGCACCUCGAGAACCUCUCCAUCAUUGAUGCCGAGUCGACUGAGGCAGAGAGCACACGUGAGAUCGUAAUGAAUGGAAUCUGA
Molecule: messenger RNA, 714 nt
Organism: Cryphonectria parasitica EP155
Lineage: Eukaryota; Fungi; Ascomycota; Sordariomycetes; Diaporthales; Cryphonectriaceae
Exons: 2
Coding region: 1-714 (237 amino acids)
Molecular function (GO): protein binding
Source: RefSeq, a predicted model, not a curated record